AUGCGGAUUGGAGUACAGCUGUUGAAGCGCAUGCCAAUGGACUUCGAGCCAAGUGAAACCAUCGCAAGAGUGAAAUCCAAGCUGGAGUCCAUCUUUUUAGACCAGCUGAAGAAACAAGGCGAGGAGGACGUCGAUGAGGUGGAUGUGACGCUGGUCUUCGAAGGCGAAGUCUUAGAGGAGGAGCAGACCUUGGCCUCGGCCGGGCUGGUGGAGAACUCCACCCUCGUGGUGCUCUCGCGCACGCUGGCGGAGGUGCAUGGGAAGCACAGCGGGGUCUUUUCUGUGAGGAAGGCCUUCGAAGAGCUGGCGCAGAGUGGGCACACUGGGCCCGAAGCAGAGAUCCAGGCCCUGAAAACUGCUCCGCCCUUUAGCAUCUUCUGCAACCUCCAGGAGUUGGGAGAGCUGGGUGCCGGUUGGGUUCUAUUCUUCCACUUCGUGCGCUUUCUGGGCAUUUUGUGCUUGUUCCUCUUCUGUUUGCAGUUGCCCAGCUUUUUGGUCUUUCGAUCCUUUCCAGAAGAGGCCCUGGAGAGCUGGAGGAACUUCACACAUACCAAGAGGGAUCGGCCCAUUCGUUGGGACUACAUCACUGCCGGCAACACGGGGCCCCAGGGCGCCGACUCCUCGUGGCCCUGGCUGUGUGCUCUGGUCAGCGCAUUAACCAUGCUGGUGAUCUUGCCCCAAUAUGCAAGGUGGCAACAUCGGCUCCGCGAGACCCUGGACCGACGACAGGUCGAUCCCGACGACUUCGCGCUGUUCCUCGACGGCCUCCCCUCAGAUGCCAGGGACGAGGACGAGAUCAAGGCCUUCGUGGAGCAACAUGGGCGUGCUGGAGAGCACACAGAGGUCGUGAUGGUGGUCAUCGCCUAUGACAUGGAGGUCUUUCAGACAAUGCUGAGUGAUAUCAAAGAAGCCAAAGAGGAGCUGGCAGCUUGUGGCUCUUCCGCCCCGGAGCGAGGCGCCUUGCUCGAGCGGCUCAAGGAACUGCGCAGACCCUUUAGGUCCUCCGAGGCCCUCCGGUCAGUGCUGCCCUGCACAGGACAAGCCGUGGUCAUCUUGAGAUCUCAAGAAGAUCAUCGAGAGGUCUUGGAGCAAUGGGACAACACCUUUGAGUGGCUCAUGAACCUCACCCAGUGCCUGAAGAUCAAUAGUCGCACUACACGGUUUCGCAAGAGGCACGUGGUGCGGAUCACACGCGCAGCGAACCCCUCGGACAUCUUGUGGGAGAAUUUGACGGCCUCGCACCAGACACGUUUGUGGCUCCGGGCCAAGACCUACGCCUUUGUGGGGCUAACCCUGGCUGGCUGUUUGGUCCUGGUGGUCGCGAUCAACCGGAUCAUGGAUUAUUUCAUUGGACACAAGGCGGACCGAAGCAGCGGCGCGUUGACCACGCUCUCGAGUUUGCUGGUGGCCUUUACAGUGAUGGGGAUCCGGAUUUGGGCUUCCUUGAGCAUCAGGAAGCAGGUGAUGCAGCAAAAACACAUGACCAAAACAACUCGCGACGUGUCACUGCUGGCGAAGCUCUCGCUCUUCUACUUGACGUGCUACUGCGUCAUUGCCAUCCUGGUGAAUUGGGAGCCCAGCUAUUGGUAUAUGGCUGGGAAUCUGGUCUCCGACAUUGCCACCCUGAUGACGUUCAACUGCAUCACGAUCCCGCUCUACAUCAUCUUCAGCUGCAGAGUACUCAUCAGGAGCUUCCUCCGUGAUCGUCGAUUGGAUCUGGCGAACCCUCCACCCAAGAUGACGCAGAACCAGUUCCAAACCUUCUUUGAGCUGCCUGAGAUGGACCAGACAAGGCCCUUUGCCAAGGUCCUCUUGACCUUCCUUAUGGGCUUCGUCUUUAUGCCCAUGUGGCCCUACGCCAUCCUGAUCGCAUCAGCAGCGUUGUUUUUUGAGUACUGGGCCUACAAGUACCAGCUGCUGCGCCAGUCCAAGCGACCCUAUCGCCAAAGCGUGGACGUGGCCCAUGCGGCGCUCCGGAUCGUAUACAUCGGCCUUGCGGGCUAUGCGCUGACACAGGCGAUCUUCCUCACUCCGUCCUUGUCCGAAGAUCAAGGCACCUGGUCAUCAACCCUAACGCUGCCAUUGCUGGUGAUGCCUUUGGUCUUGCUCUGCUUGUCCAUUCGCUUGCAGAGGCUCGUUUGUGGUGGCUGCGUUUUUGAAGAGAAGGGGCGGACUUCAACCUCUGUAGAUUACUACAGCGCCCAACGGACCUGGGCGAAGCACCAGAAGUACCACACCACAAACUUGGUCUACUUGCGUGGCUUCGAGAUGAUCGACGCAGCGGGUAAGAAGCUGAAGUACGACCCACGGACUGGGAACCUCCCAGACCCCGCCUCCCUGCGCACACCACCAGCGCCACCGGCGCCCAGCGAGGGAAGUCGACUGGGUAGCCUCACUGGCAAGGAGGAUUUGGAAUCAGGCGCUGGUGGCUCUCGCACAGUGGAGACCGGCCCCGAUGGUGAGGACUCGGAGGAGUUGGAGGAAGAGCCGGAGGAGACUGAGGCGAUCGCGGAGGAAGACCCCGCGGCACUGGCCAUGGAGGAGAUCAAACACAAGGUACCUUGGCACGAUGAAGGCGACGAUGAAGGUGACUCGGGCGACUCGGGUGACUCCGAAGAUAGCGAGGCAUCGGAGGAGGAACCAUUGGAGCCAUUAAUGCUGCGCAGCGGAGUGCUGGCGCGGAUCCACGGACUGCAGAAGGCUGGGGCAGAGCAGUUCAAUGGGCAGACUUGCACCGUGCUCCAGCCCUCUGGCGAGAAGUGGGUGGUGCUUUUACGUGAUGGUCGGAAGGCCGCCAUGGCUGUAGAGCACUUGCAACUGAAGGCCAAGAUCAUCCACCUACGCUCCAGCCAGGGCAAGGUCUACAACAGCACCAUUUGCACGCUCUUGCGCUUCGACCGCCGCGCGGAGAAGUGGCUGGUGGAGCUUUUUACGGGGGUUGAGGCCCACGUGCCGGCGGAGAACCUGGUGCCUCUGAGAGAGUAA
Messenger RNA from Durusdinium trenchii, 2985 nucleotides. The record is from the annotation of a GenBank genome assembly. NCBI's taxonomy places the organism in Eukaryota, Dinophyceae, Suessiales, Symbiodiniaceae.